Messenger RNA from Malassezia pachydermatis, 531 nucleotides. RefSeq names its product d-tyrosyl-trna deacylase. Gene Ontology annotation, cellular component: cytoplasm. The transcript is spliced from 4 exons. Gene Ontology annotation, molecular function: D-tyrosyl-tRNA(Tyr) deacylase activity. Bases 1 to 531 code for a protein of 176 amino acids. Lineage: Eukaryota; Fungi; Basidiomycota; Malasseziomycetes; Malasseziales; Malasseziaceae. Gene Ontology annotation, biological process: tRNA metabolic process. The record is from RefSeq and is a predicted model, not a curated record.
AUGGUGGUGCGCAGCGACCCAUCUUCCUCCACUUUCUCUAUUACGAUGCGUGCGGUGCUGCAGCGCGUGAAGCAGGCGUCAGUGCAUGUGAACGGACGACUUGUGUCGAGUAUUGGCCCAGGCAUUCUUGCGUUGGUGGGUGUAUGUCAAGACGACACGCCAGAGCAGAUCGAGACGCUUGUCCGCCGGAUCCUUGGCAUUCGGUUGUGGCCUGACGGCACUGCCAUCACCGAUGGAGCCUUGCACUACACCGACGAGGGCAAGCCGUGGCGUAUGAAUGUCACAGAGCUGGGCGGCGAAGUGCUGUGUGUCUCGCAAUUUACCCUGUACGCCAGGAUGAAAGGUACGAAGCCUGAUUUCCAUCUUGCGAUGGGCGGCACGACAGCCCAGCCGUUCUACGAAGAUUUCCUCGCGAAAAUGCGCAGCAGCUAUGCGAGUGAUAAAGUUUUCGACGGCGAGUUUGGGGCCAUGAUGGAUGUCUCGUUGAUCAAUGACGGCCCAGUCACGAUCAGUACGUAUGACGUGGUAUAA